Molecule: messenger RNA, 207 nt
Organism: Soboliphyme baturini
Lineage: Eukaryota; Metazoa; Nematoda; Enoplea; Dioctophymatida; Soboliphymatidae
Source: the annotation of a GenBank genome assembly
AUGUCCAGCGUAAGAGUGCUGAAGCAGAACAUCAAGUCGUCGAUCCAGUCCCACAUCGUCCGUAAUCGAUCACCGCAAAGUUGUCAUUCAUCAGCGACAAAAGAGGAGGAUGCUACGCGACGACAGCGCGACGAGGACGCGACGCAAAACGAAGCGACUGAAAGGCGUCUGUCGUGGAAGGGUCGCUGUCGCUGGUGGUGGUCGUAG